AUGGAUACUGACUUAUAUGAUGAGUUUGGGAAUUAUAUUGGACCAGAGCUUGAUUCUGAUGAAGAUGAUGAUGAAUUGGGCAGAGAGACCAAAGAUCUUGAUGAGAUGGAUGACGACGACGACGACGACGACGUAGGAGACCAUGAUGAGGACCACCCUGGGAUGGAGGUGGUGCUGCACGAGGACAAGAAGUACUACCCCACAGCGGAGGAGGUGUACGGCCCCGAGGUGGAGACCAUCGUUCAGGAGGAAGACACCCAGCCUCUCACCGAACCUAUUAUUAAGCCAGUGAAAACCAAGAAAUUCACUCUGAUGGAGCAGACAUUACCUGUCACGGUGUAUGAAAUGGAUUUCUUGGCAGAUCUGAUGGAUAACUCGGAGCUCAUCAGAAAUGUGACCCUCUGUGGCCAUCUCCACCAUGGCAAGACGUGUUUUGUAGAUUGUUUAAUAGAGCAGACUCACCCGGAAAUCAGGAAGCGCUAUGACCAAGAUCUGUGCUAUACUGACAUCCUCUUCACAGAGCAGGAGAGAGGUGUUGGCAUCAAAAGCACUCCUGUGACGGUGGUCUUGCCAGAUACCAAGGGAAAAUCUUACCUCUUCAAUAUCAUGGACACUCCAGGACAUGUGAAUUUUUCUGAUGAGGUCACAGCUGGCUUGCGCAUCUCAGAUGGAGUUGUCCUUUUCAUCGAUGCGGCUGAAGGCGUGAUGCUGAACACAGAGCGGCUGAUCAAGCAUGCGGUGCAGGAGAGGCUGGCGGUCACCGUGUGCAUCAACAAGAUUGACCGGCUGAUCCUGGAGCUGAAGCUGCCGCCGACUGAUGCUUACUACAAGCUGCGGCACAUCGUAGAUGAGGUCAACGGGCUCAUAAGCAUGUAUUCCACCGACGAGAACCUCAUCCUUUCCCCGCUCCUGGGCAACGUCUGCUUCUCCAGCUCCCAGUACAGCAUCUGCUUCACGCUGGGCUCCUUUGCCAAGAUCUAUGCUGACACCUUCGGUGACAUAAACUACCAGGAAUUUGCUAAAAGGCUCUGGGGUGACAUUUAUUUCAACCCCAAAACACGAAAGUUCACCAAAAAGGCCCCCACCAGCAGCUCCCAGAGGAGCUUUGUGGAGUUUAUCUUGGAGCCCCUUUAUAAGAUCCUCGCUCAGGUUGUGGGUGACGUGGACACCAGCCUCCCCAGGACUCUGGACGAGCUGGGCAUUCACCUGACCAAGGAAGAGCUGAAGCUGAACAUCCGCCCCCUGCUCAGGCUGGUCUGCAAAAAAUUCUUUGGCGAGUUCACAGGCUUCGUGGACAUGUGUGUGCAGCACAUCCCCUCCCCAAAGGUGGGCGCCAAGCCCAAGAUUGAGCACACCUACACCGGCGGUGUGGAUUCUGAUCUUGGCGAGGCCAUGAGCGACUGUGACCCCGACGGUCCCCUGAUGUGCCACACUACCAAGAUGUACAGCACAGAUGAUGGCGUUCAGUUUCAUGCCUUUGGCCGGGUGCUAAGUGGCACCAUCCACGCGGGGCAGCCUGUGAAGGUGCUGGGGGAGAACUACACGCUGGAGGAUGAGGAAGACUCCCAGAUAUGCACCGUGGGCCGCCUCUGGAUCUCUGUGGCCAGGUACCACAUUGAGGUGAACCGUGUUCCUGCUGGCAACUGGGUUCUGAUUGAAGGUGUUGAUCAACCAAUUGUGAAGACAGCGACCAUAACUGAACCUCGAGGCAAUGAGGAGGCUCAGAUUUUCCGGCCUUUGAAGUUCAACACCACAUCUGUGAUCAAGAUUGCUGUGGAACCGGUCAACCCCUCAGAGCUGCCCAAGAUGCUGGACGGCCUGCGCAAGGUCAACAAGAGCUAUCCAUCCCUCACCACCAAGGUGGAAGAGUCUGGGGAGCAUGUGAUUCUGGGUACUGGGGAGCUCUACCUGGACUGUGUGAUGCACGAUUUACGGAAGAUGUACUCAGAGAUCGACAUCAAGGUGGCUGAUCCUGUUGUCACGUUUUGUGAGACGGUGGUGGAAACAUCUUCCCUCAAGUGCUUUGCUGAAACGCCCAAUAAGAAGAACAAGAUCACCAUGAUUGCUGAGCCACUUGAGAAGGGCCUCGCUGAGGACAUAGAGAACGAGGUGGUCCAGAUCACGUGGAACAGGAAGAAACUGGGAGAAUUCUUCCAGACCAAGUACGAUUGGGAUCUGCUGGCUGCACGUUCCAUCUGGGCUUUUGGCCCUGAUGCCACCGGCCCCAACAUCCUGGUGGAUGAUACCCUGCCCUCUGAGGUGGACAAGGCUCUUCUUGGCUCAGUGAAGGACAGCAUCGUUCAAGGUUUCCAGUGGGGAACCCGGGAGGGGCCCCUCUGUGAUGAGCUGAUUCGAAAUGUCAAGUUUAAGAUCCUGGAUGCAGUGGUUGCCCAAGAGCCCCUGCACCGGGGCGGGGGCCAAAUCAUCCCCACGGCAAGGAGAGUCGUCUAUUCUGCCUUCCUCAUGGCCACUCCUCGUCUGAUGGAGCCUUACUACUUCGUGGAGGUGCAAGCCCCUGCGGAUUGUGUGUCUGCUGUGUACACCGUGCUGGCCAGGCGCAGGGGGCAUGUGACUCAGGAUGCACCCAUCCCAGGCUCCCCUCUCUACACCAUCAAAGCUUUCAUCCCCGCCAUUGAUUCUUUUGGCUUUGAGACUGAUCUGCGGACUCACACCCAAGGGCAGGCCUUUUCCUUGUCUGUCUUCCACCAUUGGCAGAUUGUACCUGGUGAUCCUCUUGACAAGAGCAUUGUCAUCCGCCCCCUGGAGCCACAGCCUGCUCCUCACCUGGCCCGGGAAUUCAUGAUCAAAACCCGUCGCAGGAAGGGCCUGAGUGAGGAUGUAAGCAUCAGCAAGUUCUUCGAUGAUCCCAUGUUGCUGGAGCUUGCCAAGCAGGAUGUUGUGCUCAAUUACCCCAUGUGAGUGCCGGGACUCCCGGCAUCCCUGCUCCCUGCAGCGGGCUGAAUGUACCAGGGAUCGAUGGAAGAGGCUCUGGCGGCCCCAGGCCCUAUAGGAGUCCUACUUCUCCCCGGGAUUCUGUGCUGUCCUCUUGACGUAGUCUCUGUACAUUGUGUACACGGCACCUGUAGGAAGGAGAAGGGAAAACAUCCCAUAACACGGAGCCCUGCACGCAUCCUCUGGUUCUCCCAGGAGUCUGACUGCAGCCAUUCCCCUGAGAGUCCAGCUUCCCUGCUCAUCUUUUUGCCCUGGGUCUCAGCAGCUGCUGUACGGCCUAGGGAAACACCCUGCUGCCAGUUCACAAGCUCGUCCACAUCGAUUACCUGUCUGAGAAACCUCACAGCAGCCUGCGAGGUCAGCAAGCCAGGGUGCUUAUCACUGUGUUGCACAGGGGGAAACCGAGGCUCAGAGAACGGGAUUUGUCUGCUGUCACACAGCUAGUCAGUAGCUAUCUGUCUCUUGACCCAGAGAGGAAGAGAAGUUCAGUGUAUGUUCUGCUGUGUGAUUUUUCUCACCUCUAGGACAAACUGUCACAAAACCAACUGUGCAUCAUCCCCACAAACCCUGGGACAGGAGAUAAAACAGAGAACCCUGAAAAUGGCUUGGUUUGAGGGCUUCACCCAAGACUUGCUGUGGAGACUAGUAUAGGGAACAGGGACUAAAAUCACAAUCCCUUAACUGUCAGGACUCACAGCCAGAUUUUGCCUAAUCAGCUCUGUUCUGAUUCUCCUGGGACCCCGGCAGCCACUCACCUAGCAUGACCGCACCCACGGCACAGGCUUGUGCCGCCACUCGGGUGUGAAUCAGGUGUAUGGACAUCUUGGUGGAACCACGGGCCUUCAGCCGAUAAAUCCGGUAGGCUGCCACUGCUAGGCAGCCUCCUAAGCCUGUAGGCAGAGAACGUGACCGCUGGGCCUCAGUCAUCAGUCACAUGGCUCUCCUCAUGAGAGAGGACAACCCCCCACUAGGUAGCCUGGGCACCUGGAUAAACCCCUGCUCUCCUGCACUUCAUGGUGGGACAGAGGGGACCAUCAUCAGAAUAUUGAACUUCCAUUUUCAAAGUGGCUGCCUCUCUCCAGUGAGCCCUCCUGUAUGUACAGUUGGCCCAUCCUGAACCUCCUACCCCCAUGGCUCUGCUCAGGCCCCUCUGCUGCUGUGGGAUCCCGUAACUACUUUCCUACUCUCCCAAGACCUUGAAGAAGGAAGCCCUGGAGAUCCCAAACUGCUCCUUCCUUUCCCGACGCUGCUUUUGAUGCCCCACAUUUCCCCAGACCCCAAGCCCUCAGUUGGCCACGACCUCCACCCAUCCAGACUCCCUCAUUUCGUUGUCAGGCAUGUCCCUUCGUCCCUUGGCACCUUUGCUGCUGGUUCACUCCUUUCCUAGCUGUUGACUGCUCAGUGGGUAUGACACUAGGGUUCUCUGCUUCAUUUGGAAAGAGUAGGAGACCUGUUCUCUGAGGAAGGCCCCUCUUCGCCCUCAUUCCUUAAUUUCCUACUCACCUGCAGGCACCAGCGGAGACUCCCUGGUCUUCCUCAGGAACUUCUGAGACACGCUGUCUUCGCCCUCGGGUGGUACCCACCAGCCUUUGUUAGCAGACAUGAUCCUGGCCCCAGGUGUUAGCAGCUGGGGCUCUGAGGCUUCAGCCCAGUCCUAGAAAGAGGCACCCCACAAUAAGAACUCCUGAUUCUCCUCAGUCUGGGGGAGAAGGGAGGGAGUUGCCAGCUAAGACCCUCUUUUACCAUGCCUCAACACAGCCACUACUUGAAAAGAUGUCCCAAGUGUCCCGCCUCAGAUGGCUGGACCACUAGUGCCAUUUCUCCCACCUCUUCUUCAUAACAUUUGCCUCUUACCCAGCUCAUUCUGACUUCACUGUUUUCCCUGCUUCCACCUACCCCCCACUUCCAUCUGUAUCCCUAUGUGAUCCUUGGGUCAAGAAAAAAAGCAGCUGGAAAAAUCCACAGAUGAAGGUGGAAGGAACAGGCCUCAAGCCUUGGGACCCCCACUGGCCUUGAAUCUGUGAAGAUUGUUCCUGAGGGAGCUACAGAACAGGAUCUGGCCCCAGGGAGCCAGAGCCAUCCCAGACAGUGUUCCAGCACUGGUUACUGAAUCACCAGAGCCAAAGAUUAAAAUGAUUGGACAUUGAUUUGUGAAUAAUUUAGCAUAGAUUUUGGACGUUAGUACUAAUGGAACUAAUUCUGGUCCCUGAACUGCUCCCAUUUCCAUCUCUUGCCAGGUUCUUUGCCAUUGCCGAACCCCUGCCUCCCUCCCUGGGCAGGUGACCCCUGUUGCUCUACUGGCUAACCCCCAUAAACAUCUGCUCUGAUCACAAACUAGACGGAGUCCCAGAGUCUAGGUCCACAGACCAGGGCUUCUGCCUGCGGGGUGCCUUCUAGGUCUAACCAUGCGACAGACUCCCUGUGUGCGGUGACCUCUAUUCCUAGUUGUCUCUUCUCUCCUGGGGGAGCAAGGGCUGUCGGCCCCACAGGUUCUCAGCAUGCUGGUGCUUACCCUAGGAGAUGGCUAGAAAGUAGAGAGCGAGCAGCCAGGCCAGGGCUCAGCAUCUGCUGUUUUGAACAGGCCAGGAGCUGAUGAUGGAGCUGCCACUGUGGGGUCAGGGAAGCAAGCUUUAAUGGGGACUUUGAAGUCAGGAACGGAGAGGGGAGGAGAUAGGCCAGGGCAUCAGUCUUAACCCCCCAUUUGCUGAGUUCCAGGCCAGAGCUGCAAGCACUGGAAAGUAAGGAAAGAUCAGAUGGCAGGGAGCCCUUAACUAGAUUCAGUCUGUUAAUUCCCAUGGAUGUAAGGGGCUGGAUCGGACAGGGACUUGCUACAGGGAACUGAGCUGGAAAUGCAGAGGCAAGAAAGGAUAGAGAUCCUUGGUUCUCCCCCAAGCUAUACUGCUUCAAACACAAACAAUGUGGAAUGUAAAUAAAGUGCCCCAAUUUCCAA
This is a messenger RNA of Ailuropoda melanoleuca (giant panda), 5902 nucleotides long. RefSeq names its product elongation factor Tu GTP binding domain containing 2 (gene EFTUD2). The record is from RefSeq and is a predicted model, not a curated record. Bases 1 to 2919 code for a protein of 972 amino acids. The transcript has 28 exons. NCBI's taxonomy places the organism in Eukaryota, Metazoa, Chordata, Mammalia, Carnivora, Ursidae. Gene Ontology annotation, molecular function: GTPase activity; U5 snRNA binding; GTP binding. Gene Ontology annotation, cellular component: U4/U6 x U5 tri-snRNP complex; U2-type catalytic step 2 spliceosome; cytosol. Gene Ontology annotation, biological process: mRNA splicing, via spliceosome.